Dermacentor andersoni is the source of this 1049-nucleotide messenger RNA. RefSeq lists its product as uncharacterized. NCBI's taxonomy places the organism in Eukaryota, Metazoa, Arthropoda, Arachnida, Ixodida, Ixodidae. The record is from RefSeq and is a predicted model, not a curated record.
CAUAUAUGUCCCCAGGGCACAGUAUAAAGCAUGAUGUGUCGAAAUACGGCAUUGUGCAUUAUACUACUAGCCAAUGGGAAACGCAGUGCCUAGAAUAACAAAUCUAUCAAACACUUAUUUUUAGGGCCGUUGCAGUGCGCUGUGGACAAUGAGACGUUAAAGUCAGGAACCAUAAGCAAAAAAAAAAAAAAACAAUAAAGAUCCUCAUGCUUGCAGGUUACGGUAUAUGCGCAUAAGCCUAGCCUGCACAAUAAGUGACGCAAAUAUGACACGCCAGUGGGAAGGAGAGAGGAAGUUCUUGUAGAACAGGGCAGAUUAUUUUCACACAGCACUUGUGGGCGUCCUAAACUUGGGCUCACGAAAUAAAGUUUACAGUGAAGCAGUUGUUUACCUUCGAGCAAAUAAGGUGGUCAGAAAGAUGACCCCACUUGUCCUCUGUAACCUUCCCGUGAUGCUGUUCAUUAUUUCUACUACAUCGGCAAGUCCCUGUUCAAGGGGACUGGUUUGUGGCUUCAAGGAGGAGCGGAUCUGUCCGAACCCCGAAAGGCCAUGCAGUUGUACAUGUGGUCAUCCUGCUCCUCAACCUUCGCCAUGCGGUGGGGCAAUAAGCAUUGGAGUUGCCUCUGAAAGCUAUAUAGAAGACGACCUCGGUUUGUCCCGUUGUCCGACGCACAGUUGCGGCUGCGACCAGAAAGUUACUUGUUUGCAUACUGUAAACUCGUGCAAAUGCAAAUGCGCGACAAAAUAUGAACACUGCUCGCGUCCUUGGAAAUCUACUUGCCCCGUCGUCUAUUGCCGUGGCGAGCAUACAAAAAGAUGUUUGUGCACCUGCGUUAAUCCGCCGCCUAGCCAUUCCCCGAGCCGGCCCUGCUGUAACCAAGUAAACCAAGCACCCAGACCAUAUCCAAAUUCACCUUGUUGCCAAAAUGGGGCCACAACUGCCGUAGCUCCAGUUCAAGGCCGGCCCUGCUGUCAGCCUAUUGGAGGGGGCCGUUGAUUUAUCGCAGAAAAUGCAACGAGAAAGUUCAAUAAAUCGAGACCGCAGGAAA